AUGGUUCCCAUAUAUCAUGCAAAAACAGGGGCCUUUGAGAGCAACUCUUUUUCUGGAACUAUUCCUUCUGAGCUUGGGAAAUUGGUGAACUUGGUUUAUUUGAAUCUUAAUUCAAACAAUCUCACUGGAGAGUUCCCUCUUGAUCUCACCAAUCCCACCAAGUUAACUGAACUUAGGAUCAGUAGUAACUACUUCACAGGAAGGAUGCCUGAGUUUGGCAAUUGUAAACAACUUCAGAUAUUGUAUUUAACAAGUAACUUAUUCAGUGGACCUAUUCCAGAAUGGAUCAAACUCAGAGAUGGUCACUACCAAAUAGAUCUUUCUUACAAUAACUUUUCCGAGACAUCUGAACCAUCUACUUGUCGAGAAACUUUCAAUCUCUUCAGGAGCUCAUCUGGACAGAAAAACAACUCGUAA
Humulus lupulus (European hop) is the source of this 417-nucleotide messenger RNA. RefSeq names its product LRR receptor kinase SERK2-like. The record is from RefSeq and is a predicted model, not a curated record. Gene Ontology annotation, molecular function: protein binding. The coding region runs from base 1 to 417 and encodes 138 amino acids. NCBI's taxonomy places the organism in Eukaryota, Viridiplantae, Streptophyta, Magnoliopsida, Rosales, Cannabaceae. The transcript is spliced from 7 exons.